Messenger RNA from Vespa velutina, 3042 nucleotides. RefSeq names its product SH3 domain-binding glutamic acid-rich protein homolog. Bases 235 to 819 code for a protein of 194 amino acids. Gene Ontology annotation, cellular component: cytoplasm. The record is from RefSeq and is a predicted model, not a curated record. NCBI's taxonomy places the organism in Eukaryota, Metazoa, Arthropoda, Insecta, Hymenoptera, Vespidae. The transcript is spliced from 8 exons.
AUAUAUGACGUUCGGUGGCGGCACCUCCCGUUAGCUGACACAUACAGGGUACGAUCGCCUAUGAGAACAUCUCUAACACGAAGGGGAGACUAGCACGAAUGACGUAGCUACAGACACAGUGUGAAAGUAUUAGAAACAAGGAGCAGUAGCCUAUUCUGUGGUCAUAAAAGGAUCGUUGCUGUGAGAGAUAAAGCUGGAAGGCGUCGAUCGAUACGAAGGAGACACCGGCUAAGGAUGGUCGUUAAAAUCUACGUAUCGGGUAUCAGCGGGAACAAGGAAGUGAAGAAAAGACAGCAGCGGGUUUUAAUGAUAUUGGAUAGUAAGAAUGUAGAUUAUGAAACUAUUGAUAUAACUGAACCAGGAAAAGAGUUAGAUAAAGAGUUUAUGCAAAGCAAUAGCGUUGGAAGAGACAGUAAAUAUCCUUUACCACCUCAAAUAUUUAACGAAGAUGAAUAUUGUGGGGAUUAUGAAGAUUUUGAUAUGGCUAAUGAAUUAGAUGAAUUAGAAAAAUUUCUUAAAAUAACACCUCCAGUUAGUCCAGAGGAUAUAUCUCAAGAUUCGAAAGCACAAAAUAAUGAUAUUCAAGAGAAUGGGAAUACUUCGAGUCGAGAGCCAUCCACAGACAAAGAUGCAGCUACAGUAAAAUCAGAAAGCGCAGAAAAUAGAACGGAUUUGCCAAAGGAUAAUGAUCCAUUGGAUGGAUCUAAACCGACAGAACUUGAUGGUGGAACAAAAGCGAAUGAAGAAGAUGUAGAACAAAUGGAAGAAACUGGCGAUAAGAAUGAAGAGAAGUCUGAUGAUCAAGAAAAAGAAGAAUAGAGAAUUAUGACUAUCAUCUUUUUAAGGCUGAGUAUGCAAGUAUGAAAAAUGUUCCUGCCAGUUUGGAUGUAAAUAACAGCUGAAGUAGCAAUUUUUAUUUAAAUUUAUGGGUCAUGAUGGCAGACAUCUCUACAUACACAUAUAUAAUCAUUGAUUAAUUUCUUUUUUUUUUUUUUUGCUACUUCUGCAAUUGCUAUUCAUCGUCUGUCUGAUGCAGCAUUUUCACAGGCACAUUGUAAGGCAAAUAGUUUGCCGACAAUAUUAUAAAAUAAUAACGAUAAAAGUAUAAAACAAAAAAGAAAGAGAACAUAUACGUUUAUCAAUAAUAAUACAUUCUAUAAACCCCUUUGAUUUUUUUGUAUUUUCUUUGUAAAAAUAUAUUCUAAACUUUUUGUUAUCACGUUUCUUUAAAUGUGGCUAUCCGUGAAAAUUGCUCUCUUUAUGAAAUUAAUUAUUAUGAAGUAUGAAUAGCGAAAAACAGGAGAAUUUUCUUAUUUUUUGCUUUUUUUAAAAAUAAAACGCAUUUCAGCACGAUACAAAGAUGCAUUCAAUUACUGAUAAAUAAUGAUUAUAUAUGAAAGUGUAAUUAGAUCUUAUCUCCAAAAAAACAAUAAAAUUACUGAAAUACGUUUAUGCUAAUAUGUAUAACAAAAUUUCAUUAUUGCACACACCACUCUCAACAAAUUCUUGUUGAACAUAUUUCUUUCACACACAGAUUCGAACAUACAUAUUCUUAUUAUGAGUGUGUUGCAAUUUUUGUUUCCUCCUUUACAUAACAAUAUGUAUUAUACUGAAAUUCACAUUAGAGUAUGAAUAAAUAUAUAUAUAUAUGCAACAUUUUCACAAAAAGGAUAAUGUAUCCACUAAAAUGCAAUAUUAAUCAAUAAGGCAAGUAUACAUCUGUAAAUCGCUAAAUUGCAAAAUUUCAUAAUAUAACUUUGUGUUCAUUUUCGAUUAACUAAUGAUAACACAGAAGAAAGAUAUAACACAGAUAAUAUAUCGCAUUUUUUAAGAUUUACAAAAUAAUUUGUAGAAUUAUCUAAUACCAAACUGAUUUACAAGAUAUACCCAUAAAAUAUGAAGAGUAUGAUCUUUAUGAAUACUUAAAAUAUGAUUUUAUCUAUUGUUCUACUAUAAUAGAGAAUUGCAAUUUACAAAUGUUUGCACUUGUAAAAGGAGUGCUUAAGUAAUUAUGCAGUCAUAUUAAUGCAUACCAUAUACAAAUUAUUAUGUUUUCUGAGUGUUUAAGUCUCUUCAGAUGCACAUCCAAUUAAGAAAUGUAUACAAAAAAUCUAUGCUUGUUUAUCAUUCUAUAGAUAGAAAAUUAUAUGAAGGAAUAGGAUUUGAGAGAAAACUUUGUAUUGUUUAAACCUAUGGUAAAAACGCUUAGAGAAUUUCUUAAUAAUUAAUUAAAAUAAUUAUGGAUAAACCACUAUUGAGAAAUAUAUUUUAUAAUCCCUCAAAUUUAAUUUAAUUAAAAGUAAUUUUGAUAUUGAGAUAAUAAUUUUAUGUUCAUAUUAUGCUUAUUAAGAACACUAUAAAACUUGAAACUUGAAAAAUAAAAAGAAUCUUAUAAUGGAAAGGGAUCUCAUCAAAUGUUCUUUGUUUUAAAAAAAACAUGCAUCUUUCCGCUUCAUGAAAUUAUAGUGUUCAAAGUUCUAAUGUAUCAAAUAUAUGAUUGUAGUGAAUAAUAUUUGCAAAAGAAAUUACAUAAUUCUCUUUAUGAAUAUGAUAUUCGUAAAUAUCAAAAUAGUAUUAUGAUCGGAUAAUAUGGUAUCAUUUAAUCUAUAAUGUGAUAAUCUUUGUUUUAUGAAUUAAUUGUAUUAUGUAUAAAGACUACGAUUACUAUACAACCACUUAUUGAUCAUCCAUUGAAAUAGUAAGCUUUAGUUACUAUUUCGAAAAAGUAUAUGUUAAUGCAAUAUAUACUUUCAAUGAGACAUAUCUGUAACAAGAGCUUAAGUUUAUCUCAAACAAAGUUAUAUCAUAUAAAUAGUAGUUGCCUCAGUAUAUAAAAGUUAAGUAUGUACAUUAUACUUUAUCUUGGGGGGGAAAAAAAAUAAAAAAUAAAAAAUAAAAAAAAAAAAAAAAUUAAAAAAAAAAAAAAAAUAAAAUAAAAUAAAAUUUGAGGUUACCAAGCAGAACAUUCCUGCCAAAAGUUUCAUAUGUUUCUAAAGAAAAUAAGAUGCACUACUUAGUCUUACAGUAAAUAGAAAAAAUUAA